Cryptosporidium muris RN66 is the source of this 1881-nucleotide messenger RNA. RefSeq lists its product as uncharacterized. Gene Ontology annotation, cellular component: replication fork protection complex; nucleus. The record is from RefSeq and is a predicted model, not a curated record. Bases 1 to 1881 code for a protein of 626 amino acids. Gene Ontology annotation, biological process: DNA replication initiation; DNA replication. The transcript has a single exon. NCBI's taxonomy places the organism in Eukaryota, Apicomplexa, Conoidasida, Eucoccidiorida, Cryptosporidiidae. Gene Ontology annotation, molecular function: DNA replication origin binding; single-stranded DNA binding.
AUGAAUUUAAGUGAAUUAAGGAGAGUAAGAAGUGGAAUUUAUGAAGAAAAUAGCAAUUUAUACUUAGACAGCUUAGAAGUACCAAAACUAAGAAUUAAAGAACAUAUAGAAGAUUCACACCGUCUAGUUUUCAGUGAUCUAGAUGGGGGAAUACUUAAGACUGUUGAUAAAAAAGACUCAGAAACUUUUCUACUGUGUGUAUUUUACUCGAUACCACAUGAUAGCACCAGAGUAAGUACAAAAACGGGUCAAAGAUAUGCUAUUUGGAAUAUUAGCGAUUUAAGAGAGCACAAAUGUAAACUUUACUUAUUUGGUGAGGCAUUUAACAAACUAAUAAGUGAGAAACCAGGUUAUUUAUACUUGAUUUUUAAUCCUAGUAUAAUAACUGGUUUAAAUUGUAGUUCAAUAAGUAUAAGCUCUCCAGAUCAGGUAUUAAGGAUAGGAAAAGUUAAUGGACUUUCACUAUGUAGAGGUAUAAAUCGAAGUGGGACUACAUGUAGCAAUCCAGUCGACAUGAAUUAUCAGGGACCAUUCUGUAAAUACCAUCUUUCUAUUAAGACACGGCAGAAAAAUGCUGAGAUAUUCGAGAGAAAGAACAAGGAAUUAGGAAAGAAAAUUAAUUCUAAUUUUGUGUAUAAUGGAUAUGAUGGGAUAUUUUUCAGUAGUGAAAAAGUACUAUCAAAUAAUGAUACUCUUAAUCAAAAAGAUAAGCUUACAAUGAACUAUAGAAGGGUUCCAAAUUUAAACACUAAAGAAGCAAAUGCAAUAAAGCAGGAAAAUUGUCUCUCACAAGGUUUUAAAAGAAAAAAGAUGCACUAUAAGGAGUUAUCAGAGAAUCAGAAACAAUUUAGGGUACUAGCUUUACAAUUUGCUGACGCUUCAAUCUCAAUGAACAAGAAACAUACUGGCAAUAUCUUGAAAAUGCUGGCAGAAUUUGAUAUGACAUGUUUAACAUUAGAAGAUAUACAUGUUACUGGAAUCCUAGAUUUAUUAGUGAAAUAUGAACUAUCUUGUGAAGAUAUAGAUUUUGCUAUAAUGGCACUAAAGAUUAGAUUUAGGAUUUGUAACUCUAAAGCCUACAAACCUAGUUUUAGCGUUUCAACUGAAAAAAAUUGUAUUAUAGAUAUGGAUAUCAGGGAAAAUUUAGGUAUAAAUAUCGAGACUGUUAGCACAGCUUUAUCUACUAAAGAUAAAAAGUCUGGCUCUGAAACAGCUAUAGAUAUUUCUUGGAAAUCCUUACGUAAUCGAAUUAAUGAUCGGAAAGAAGAUAUACAAGAAAAGAUAAGUAAUCAAGGUGGCUGUAAUGCAUUAAUAUCAACUAUUCUAGGAGGAAAUAUUGAGAAUAAAUUAAAGAAGCAAAAAAAAAGUUAUUCCGAAAUAUCGAAAAUAGAUAUUAUCAAGAGACUUGAUGAUGCCUUAGCUUUAAAUUCUGUAUGUGAAGAUGCCGUCAAGAAGUACGAAUAUAAGGCAAUACAAGAAAAGUUAAAUAAACUGGAAGAAGAUGAUAAAAUCGAACAGUAUAGGCAAACUAUUAAUUCAAUCUACAUAUAUAAUGCAAUCAACUGUAAAAUAUGCAAUACUUGGUCAGAGGGAAUUCCUAAUUUAAAGUGUAAAGAUGAUCAUGAAGAUCAACUUAUUUAUAAUCAAAAAGCAUUAAAGGAGUUUUGGAGCUGUAAAACAUGCCAAAUGCGACUUCAAAGCAUCUGUGGAUAUAUGAUUCCGUACUGUCCAAAGUGCAAGGAGAAAACUCUCGCAAAUGUUAGGAGAAUAUCUAUGUACAAAAAGAAGAAUGAGCCUGAAUUACCUAAGGAAUCACUUAUUAUAAAGGAUGGAGAAGUUAUUAUUAAGCUAAAAGACAUGAAACCAGUAGAUGUAUUGUAA